This is a messenger RNA of Hydractinia symbiolongicarpus, 877 nucleotides long. RefSeq lists its product as uncharacterized. Lineage: Eukaryota; Metazoa; Cnidaria; Hydrozoa; Anthoathecata; Hydractiniidae. The coding region runs from base 429 to 800 and encodes 123 amino acids. The record is from RefSeq and is a predicted model, not a curated record. The transcript is spliced from 2 exons.
CUUCCCCCAGGCAUGCAUGUUACGUAUGUUGUAAAGCCUCACAAAUUAUAAAGUGGAAGAACUUUUGUAGUUCUUAAGUUUAUUAAAGGUUUGUCAUGCUUUAGUGGAGUCAGCAAAUCUGAUUCUGAAAUUUACAUAAACAGUAAAUAUUAAUAAUUUCUAUAGUUACUGUUGCCUAGGAACGAAAAUUUAAUCAGCAGGUGUCUUAUUAAAUUUGCAAAUUGAACAGUGAAGUUCAAUUUCGCUACCUGUUUUGACUUUUUACACAUUCUCAUUAAAAUUUGCAAUAUUUAUAAUUUCUGAAAUAGCAGAGAGCUAAGAAUUUAAUUGGUUAGAAUUUUGAAUAACCUUUUUUAAAAACAAUAGACUUUCACACAUCAUUUUUUUCAACUGAUGAAAAAACUUAUUUAAAUUCGAACUUUGCGUGGAUGAUUUUGUACUUCAAAAUGAUGAAAUAUUUCUUAUGUUGUUUGUGCGCAGUUUUCCUUCAUCCACAGACAGCCGAUGGAGGUGUGACCGUUUAUAAAAUUAAAAACUUCAAAACAGCUGAAGACGGUGGUGACAGUAUCUUGAGGGUUGCUUCAUACACACCUCAUGCCGACAAGACACUACCAUCUGCAAAGACAAUGCUUUCGUUGUCAAUGUACGAUUGCAUGUUGGACUGCGUGGACAGCGACAAGUGUAGUUCCUAUACUUUCAUGGAGGCUCAAGAUCCGAGUAAUAACAUCUGUUUACACAGUGAAUCUUCCACGAAAACAGCAAACUUCACAGAUGGAGGGAAUUUAAUAUUCAGUAACUGAAGAAGGAGACGAAGAAAGUUUUUUGUUUUUAAAAUGUAAAUGCAAGUUUUGAAAAAAAAUAAGAUUUAUUUCUUAGA